GUUUUCCAUGCUUAUAUCUGCGUUCAACUCUGUUUGCCUUUGAUUCUGAGCGGCUGAGGGUUUCGUGACCUGUUUGCACCCUGCCAUGCGGCCCGCUGCAGCACAGACAACAAAAGAAGCUUGCUUGGUUUCAGUGUCUCUUUUGGCUUCCCACAUUCUCCUGAUUAUAAGCCCGACCUCCCCUCCUCAUCAGCAGACUGCUUGAGGAUGUGAAAAUGCACAAUAUAAUUUCCUGAGAUCAUCUCAGAAGGAAAAAAGAAAAGAAAAGAAAAAAGGCUGUGUCUGUUCUCAGAAGUGAUGCCUCUCUUCUGGGUUCUGCUUUGGUCAGCGCUCCCUCCUCUGGCUCUGUUCUCCGGUCCAGACCGUUGUUCUGUUCAGGAGAGCAGCAGCUUACAGAACGAGUUGCUGAAAUCGUUACAGUGCUACAACGACUACUUGUCCCAUGUGGAGUGCGAGUGGAGGGAACACAGAGACACGGCGCUGCAGCUCUGGUUCAAGGCGGACAGUGGCAGGAGGCAGUGUUUGCCUCACAGUGCCUCAGUGCACGACGAGCACAGGACUGUCCGGUGUAGAUAUGAAACAAAACUUUUCGUCAUGGCCCUCAAUCACACCGUGUUCUUCCUGGAGAAUAAGACAGAAGCCCUCUGCACAUCUGGCUCCAACAAGACUCUGGAUCUCUCUCAGCACUUGCUUGGCUGUGUGUGUUUGGGUUGUACAGUGAGAGCACGCCCACCAGUUGAUCUGACCGUGCGUGAUGCAGGUGACAGAGGCCGACGGCUCAGCUGGUCCAGCCCCUACCCCUCCACCUCCUCCCUGAACAAGAACAUCACGUAUCAGCUCAGCUACAGGACAGACGGAGAGGACAUUUGGACGGUUGAGAAUGUAACAAACACCAAUAUGAAACUAGAGAAACAGCUGCUGCUCCCGGGUCGCAGGUAUGAAGCCAGGGUGAGGGCCCGGGCCAGCGUGGCCCAGUGGAGCCUCUGGAGCCCUGUGGUGACGUGGCAGACUGAAGAGGAUGCUGGGCAGAUUCCCAGAGUGCAUUGUGUGCUGGACGGAGAGAAGACGGUGAUGUGUAGCUGGGAGGUGAGCAGAGAGCUGGCUCGCCUCAUCACCUACCAGCUGUCCUGUCGACACAAGCAGUCUGCAUCGUCUGAGAGAUGCUGUGUGAACCCAACGGUCACCCCUGACCUCAGCGGGACGGUGCUGAAGUACAGCUGCUCGCUGACUGUCGCAGAUCCUGCACAUCAGCAGCUGGAACUCCGACCGACACGCAACGCCAAGAUUUUUGAGGCCUCCAAACACAUUCGUCCCAACCCACCGCUGGAUGUAAAGGUAAGGAACAAAGGCAGCAGCUGGAUCGUGGACUGGACCAAUCCAGCAAACACAUCUCCCAGGAUCCGCUUGUAUUAUCAGCUCUGCUAUUACAGGACAAAGGAGCAGAACUGUUCUACGAGAGAUUCUAUCAGGACCAUUCCACAGGGGUCCAUGUCCCUGACCAUCCUGCAAGAUGAUCUGGUCCCGUCCCAGGACUACCAGGUCAGGGUCAGGUCCCUGGUCGCCGUCGGACACGAGUCCAGCUAUGAUGGAAUCCCGUCGGACUGGACCGAUCCUGUGGACUGGAUAUCAAAUGAGGCCUCCUGGUCCAUCAACACCCUGAUCUAUUUCUCCAUCGGUGCGCUGGUGGUCACAGUCUUCCUCACGCUCUACUGCACCAUUCCUGCCUGCCAGAGGAGGGUUGUUCUGUGGGUGGACUCGGUUCCUUCUCCGGCCAAAAGCAAAAUCCUUGCUGAGAUCAAGUAUGUCGACAGACGCACCUUCAUGCAGGGCGAGAGCAUGUCCGUGUGCAAAGUGCAGCGCUUCGACAGCAUGUCGACAUGCUCCUCAGACACCUCACUGUGGCCGGCCGAGGACAGCGGGAAACAGUCUCUGAAGCAGGACGAGGGCUGCUGGAGGUGCGAUAACCAGCCGUCUCUUGCUGUGGAGGUGAAAAUCUCUGACGGGUCGUCCUUUAGCUUCAGCGGGCCGUACAUCUUCUGCCAGACAUCGGAGGCAAACAGCAACCCAGUGGAUGUCCAAUGUGAAGAGACAGAAACCCUGCCAGAUGACCCUGCAUCUCCCUCCCCUGUGAACUUCACCCUCUACGGGAAAGGUUACGUAUGUCUGCCAAGCCGCAACGUCUCCAGGUCCACACAGGAUCUCGCGUCUCACAGUGAUGCCAACGCGGACACGCUCAAGCACGGCAGCCCCGAACAGGACCAGCACCGUCCAGGUACCACGCUCUGCCCCGCUGAUGAGACGGACGUUCAGCCAGCCGUCGAUGAGCCCAGCAUCAGCCCCCGACCUCCAGAUUACAUCUCAGGACCUCUCACUGCCUGGCCUCAAGGGGGCAACACACAGGCCUCGGGGUACUGCUUCCUUCCACAGCCCACAUGAGAGCAGAAUCGAACCUGGAAAGGGAAGAGCAUGAACGAGGACGACUUCCUCAGGACCAAUAAAUCUAUUUCUAGUUUUUCUUUAUGGAUGCCCCUUUUAUGUGAAAAAUGCAAUCUGAGGUUUUUAAAACAUUCAAAAGGAUUGUUUAAGAGCCAUUUAGCUCAUCUGACCUGUUAUCAGGUUAACUGGCUGACCCAUGGAGGGCAGUAGCGAGCUGAGACUGCUAAUGCAAUGCAUGUGAAUCUAUGGGAUGGACUACAAGCAUGGCAGAUAAAUGAAGAUCAUUUACCUCCUUUGUGAAGGUUCCCACACAUCUGAAUGGCCCUGCAAGAUUUCUUAAGAACUGUGUUGAUGCGUCAUCCGCAUUGCCACUUCCUCAAAUGUGCCAUGUCUCUUACAGCUGACGUAGGAUGAUGCAAAUUGCAUUUCACAGGGGGUAAAAAGUGUGCAACUUCGCUGACUGACUGCCGUGUUCACUGUGGUCAUGUACGCACAUUUGCAUGGAUAUGUGUGAGUUAGGACCUUGUUGUCAAUGUUGUAGCCUAUGUGUUGCUGAACAUAUAUAUAUAUAUAUAUAUAUAUAUAUAUAUAGAUAUAUAUAUAUAUAUAUAUAUAUAUAUAUAUAUAUAUAUACAUAUAUAUACACACAGUAUAUUAUCUACAGUCUACGGGCUUAAACUGUGUGGCACCUGCACUGUCAAGUGCCUGCAGAGACAUUUAAAAAUUGAAUAACAGUUUUAGCUACAUUAAAUGUAUGAGACAUGUAUUUUCUUCAGGCGUGUCGUUAAUAGGACAGGUCUGUUUUUAUGUCUGUAACUGACUGCUGCACUUUUGUAUAGUCAACUUGUAAAUAGGUGUGGUUUUGUGAAUGUCAUACACACGCGCAUGAAGUCAGGCUCAGUCUGCACGCUGGCCGGCAAGCUGCACAACACACACUCAUUUUCCAGUUUAUUAGCUACACCUGUAACUGAUGCCGUCCAUCAGAACUGCCCUGCAAUAAAUCCUGCCUUCAUGAAGGUUAUGAUCAGUUGUCAUUGGAACAUUUUUUGAGAGGUGUUGAUUUAAGUGUGAGGGUGUAGCCUAAUUUGUGGCGAUGGAUUUUUUUUUGUUUGUUUGUUUUGUUUUUUGUUUUUGCUUUAUACCAGGUGUAAACCAAACGGACAGAUUUCUUUAUUAUUUUUUUGGAGCCCCAGUAACCAAUAACACACUUUUUUAGAUUUGGUAAACAAAUGAAAUUACUUGAAUGCCACAUGAUUAUCAUAGUACUGAUUCAUUUAGUUUAUUUUUUGAUAUAUUUUAAUAUUUCUUAGGUUAUCUAUUUCUGUUUUGGUGUUCAUACACUAUUGGUAAGUCAUGUUCUUACAAGAAAAAGUAUCUCUGACAUCGUCCUCUGUCCGGGCCCCCUGGUGACAACGAGGCCCUAAGCGCGUGCCUAGAAUUACCGGAAGCUUCCCCAUUCAUACUGACAGGUGUUUGUCUUAUUUUGUCCACCCUGUUUAUAUCAAUGAGAGCAGUCCAGCCAUUGAUUGGAAUAUGUCGUUUUAAAUCACACAAAUUCCACUGGAGUCCAGAGGAAAUGACAUUGAAAUGACAUUUAGAUCUGCCGAGGGUUAUUAUAUUUACUCACUACCUCAUUAGUUAUGAGUAACUAAAGUAACUGUUACAAGCUCUCACUGAAUCAAUUUUUUUUUUAUAACAGAAAACUUUUUUUUUUUGAAAAGUCAAUUAAGCUUUAAAUUUAGCUAAGACUGGCAAUCUGUGAAGUUAGCUUUCACUUGAUGUACCUGAGCAGUUUGUGAUGAAGCUCUGUAAUGCUUUUUUUUUUUUUUUUUUCGUGGUAGAGGGUGCAUGAAGUGCAACACAAGCUCGUAGGGCAACAUUUAUAUGUUAUGAUGACUGCCAUGCUGUGUUUUGACUUUGCAGGGCAGACCUGUCCCUCCUGUCUGUUUACAUCACACUUAGCAUUAGCACCGACUGUGUGUUAGCUGUCAGAGGUUAUACUGAACCCUAUCCGUCUCCUCUCGUCCCGCCCUUUCUCUCCUGUACAAUGGUAAAGGGGAGAGUCUCAGCACAUUGCAGUCACUCAUUUUCCAUAUUAAAUUGAUAGAAACAUUCUUGUACACAUAUGUAUAAUUUUAAACUUUUUAUUUCUCGCUUCUAUUGUCGAGCUGUCAAUGGUUAAGAGCAGCCCGUGUUGCCCCAUCACUGGGAGAGCUGUCAGACUAUGUUGGGUAAAUUCUAUUUUUCAAAAACCAAAACUGACUUUCUCAAUUUGGGUUCCAAAACAAACUCUUUCUCUCCUUUAUUCUGUUGAAAACAAUAUCAUUAUUUUGUUUUUCUUCACUUUUAUGGUUGAAAAAUUAAAUAAAUUGCCCUCCCCUUACAUUAUGGUCACAUGAAGUAAAUGUCAAGAGCAAAAUGACAAGAGAAAAAGCAAAUAGCACACUGUUUGAAUGUUUAAAAUGCGCCCUCUGGUGUUGGAGUUACGGCUGGUGCGACGACCAACCCGCGGGACAAGAUGCCCAGAUCUCCCCUACACACAGUAACACACACAGUAACACACACAGUAACACACACAGUAACACACACAGUAACGACCAAGGUACGUUGACAUUGAUAAUCACAAAAAAUAUCAGUUUACAAACAUACAAAUAAAUGUGGUAGCCCGAUCAGUUUCAGUUUUUUUUAUCCAUGGGGAUGGAUUUUUGUAUUUUGUCUUGUU
Messenger RNA from Acanthopagrus latus (yellowfin seabream), 5158 nucleotides. RefSeq names its product colony stimulating factor 2 receptor subunit beta (gene csf2rb). NCBI's taxonomy places the organism in Eukaryota, Metazoa, Chordata, Actinopteri, Spariformes, Sparidae. The transcript is spliced from 15 exons. Gene Ontology annotation, cellular component: external side of plasma membrane. Gene Ontology annotation, molecular function: cytokine receptor activity; protein binding. The record is from RefSeq and is a predicted model, not a curated record. The coding region runs from base 298 to 2436 and encodes 712 amino acids. Gene Ontology annotation, biological process: cytokine-mediated signaling pathway; immunoglobulin mediated immune response.